AUGGACUUUGCUCCUCCGCCACCGUGGCAUUAUAAUUUAGACCCACCGUCGUAUGAAUUCCCGCCGAUACGUCCCUGGGUUGCCGCGGCACGCAAUCUCACGCAGAGGCAGAGGCAGCCGCUGCCGCGGCUGGAAUCCCUCCGGCAACACGAUGAGGUGCAGCUGCCCAGGACCCGCGCUACCAACCCGACGGCCCGCCUCCCGGCGUUCAAGUACAACCGGUCCGUGAAGCACAACGUGACGGCUGGAGGAGAGGAAGCGGCGACGUGCUCGGUGUGCCUCGGCGUGUUCCAGCAAGGCGAGACGGUGCGGCUGUUGCCGGCGUGCAUGCACCUGUACCACGUGGAGUGCAUCGACCCGUGGCUGGACGCGCACUCGACGUGCCCGCUCUGCCGCUCGGACGCCGACUCGACGAUUGACGGCGCUCGGCUUCCCCCCGUUUAA
This is a messenger RNA of Aegilops tauschii subsp. strangulata, 444 nucleotides long. Its product is annotated as E3 ubiquitin-protein ligase Os04g0590900-like. NCBI's taxonomy places the organism in Eukaryota, Viridiplantae, Streptophyta, Magnoliopsida, Poales, Poaceae. The record is from RefSeq and is a predicted model, not a curated record.